Aspergillus ibericus CBS 121593 is the source of this 1221-nucleotide messenger RNA. It is a transcript of the gene cbhC, whose product is annotated as putative cellobiohydrolase. Gene Ontology annotation, biological process: cellulose catabolic process. Gene Ontology annotation, molecular function: hydrolase activity, hydrolyzing O-glycosyl compounds. The record is from RefSeq and is a predicted model, not a curated record. The transcript is spliced from 6 exons. The coding region runs from base 1 to 1221 and encodes 406 amino acids. Lineage: Eukaryota; Fungi; Ascomycota; Eurotiomycetes; Eurotiales; Aspergillaceae.
AUGCGAACUUUCUCAACACUUUCACUUUCACUUUCGCCUUUCCUUCUCUCCGGAGUGAGAGCCAUCCCCGCCGCCAGCGCGACAGCUGCGACGUCCGUCGCUGCGGCUGCGUCCAGCUCACCGGCCCCGACGGCCACUGCAACUGGGAACCCGUUUGAGGGGUAUCAGCUCUAUGUGAAUCCGUAUUAUAAAUCGGAGGUGGAAAGUCAGGCGAUUCCGUCGUUGACGGGGUCGUUGGUGGCGCAGGCGAGUGCUGUCGCGGAGGUGCCGUCGUUUUAUUGGUUGGAUACGGCAGAUAAAGUUCCCAUCAUGGGCGAGUACUUGGAAGAUAUCCAAACCCAGAAUGCUGCGGGAGCGAAUCCCCCUAUUGCUGGCAUAUUUGUGGUCUAUGAUUUGCCGGACCGGGACUGUGCUGCCCUGGCGAGUAAUGGGGAGUACUCGAUUAGUGAUGGUGGGGUGGAGAAGUAUAAAGCGUAUAUUGACUCGAUUCGGGAGCAGAUUGAGACGUAUUCGGAUGUACAGACGAUUUUGAUUAUUGAACCGGAUAGUUUGGCUAAUUUGGUGACGAAUCUUAAUGUGGCUAAAUGUGCUAAUGCCGAGUCGGCUUAUUUGGAGUGUACCAAUUAUGCUCUGGAGCAGUUGAAUUUGGCUAAUGUGGCGAUGUAUUUGGAUGCGGGCCAUGCGGGUUGGUUGGGAUGGCCGGCCAAUAUCGGACCAGCUGCGCAGCUGUUCGCUUCAGUCUAUGCAAAUGCAUCAUCGCCGGCUGCUGUUCGUGGGCUCGCUACCAAUGUGGCCAACUAUAAUGCUUGGAGCAUCGACUCAUGCCCAUCUUAUACAUCUGGAAACGAUGUCUGCGAUGAGCAGAGCUAUAUCAAUGCCAUUGCCCCUGAGCUGACCAGCGCUGGAUUCGAUGCACACUUCAUUACCGACACAGGUCGCAACGGAAAACAGCCCACUGGCCAGAAUGCCUGGGGAGACUGGUGCAAUGUCAAAGGCACCGGUUUCGGCGCCCGGCCAUCCACUGAUACUGGAAACGAGCUCGCAGAUGCCUUUGUCUGGGUCAAGCCAGGCGGAGAAAGUGACGGCACCUCGGACUCGUCUGCUGAGCGCUACGAUGCGCACUGCGGAUAUAGUGAUGCCUUGCAACCUGCUCCGGAGGCUGGGACUUGGUUCCAGGCCUUUUUUGAGCAGCUCUUGACAAAUGCUAACCCUUCCCUGUGA